AUUAGAAACUCAAACAAUAUUUAAAACGAAUUCUUUAUAAAAUGUUCAAACAGAAGUAUGAACUGUGAAAUAAGCAGGGGGUCUAAAUACUUAGUGGUCUGAACUUAUGAGUUAUCAUGAAAAUAAGAUAAAUGAGUGUCCUUCAAAAUAAGAUGCGACUUUACAGCUUUGUUGCUCUUCACAGAUUUAAUGGAAGUCCUCUCUGGGAUUAAUAAAUUAUAUCAAAUCAAAUCAAAAAGUCAAUUGUUUGUUGUUUUCAACAAUAAAACGAUGAAAGCAAAGUUUCGAGUUGAAACCUAUUUUAUUAUUUAAAUCAGAAUCGAAAACAAGUUUUAAACUAACAUUUACAGUCUAUGGUUUUAAAUUAAGAAAAUUACACAUCUGUGAUUUAAUCAAAGGCCAAUAAACACGAUAAAACGUCUUUAAUCACGUCUGACCGAUUUUACUGGUGUAAUAAACAUUUCUCGUCUUUAAGAUGUAAAAUAAAGAUAACUGUCCAUUAUUUAUACAAAUAUUAAAAAAUAUAUAUUUUUUAAACAUAUAAUUUCUGUUUAACAGGAAUACAAAUAUUCUUUGAAACCAAUGGUAGUUAGCCUUUAGCAUGGUUAGUUACACUGCUAGUUAAAGUGUUUAUAGAAGCUGAAUUUAUUGUUACUGGUUUGAUUUUCAGUUUCUGUAACAGUUGUGACGUAUUUUUAACAUCACACCAUCAGUUUGCUGUCUGUAAAUAAAUCGUCUGAGUGAGAAAUUCUAAUUAUUCGUCCCAAACUCUGGUAUGUACGGCUGCACGUGAAGGCGGCAUGUUUUGAUACUAUGCUACUUCAGGCACUGUUGGAUACAGGAGGCGUAAUUCCUACAUUUCGUGAGUGAUGUGACCGUGAUAUAUAUAUCCGGGCACGAAAAAAUUGUUUCUGUAAUCUGAUCUGAAGGAGACACGUUGAAUAUCAUUUAGUUAAACACAAUCAAUUCCUAAACUCGGAGUCAAUCCAAGUUAUCUUCACAAUUAUUUUUUGUCGUUGUUUGGUUAUUUUUCCAUCUUUAAUCGAGUAAAUGUCAAUAACUGUAUUUUCGACCUGGAACUGUUUUCAGUUCUGUCUCACCAGAGCUUUACAAUAGUCUCACUCCUUCUCCCUCACAAUAGAUAUUAUUACUGAUCAUCGGGAUUACGAGGAUGCCUGAACGCAGCACCGUUGUGUUCAGUGCGCGGCUUGAACACUCUGUUAUCUAAAAUAAUGAAGCUAACGAAGCUAAUGGCGCUAAUGUAGCUGAUGGAGCUGUUAUAAUCCUCCGCAGAUCAAACUGUAACAGGGUUAUUUAGCAGACUGUUUGGACGUUUCCAGGCAACGACAUUAAAACGUACAUUUAAAGCUACUCUGCUGACGUUCACUACCUACAUGCUACACAGAUUAGCUGCUAUGUUAGCAUGUUAACGACAGCUUCGGUAAACAUGAAGAUUUUUUAAAGGAAUAAACAUUUAGUGUUUCAUUAGAGAUCAUCAACAUGACGUCCGCUUCUACUAAAGUUGGAGAGAUCUUCUCAGCAGCUGGCGCUGCCUUCACUAAACUCGGAGAGCUCACCAUGCAGCUCCACCCUGUGGCAGACUCCAGUCCUGCAGGCGGUCAGACGAAGAGCGCCGUGAAGAGGAAGCUGUAUGAAGACGGAGCUCCGCCGCCUGAAGGACCAAAGAAGUCUGUGAAAAAAACUGCUGUAACGCCAGGUCCUCCGACCAUCAUCUCCGUCCCCACGGCCAAGGUGGUGGUGACGCCCGGUCUUCAGAGUACCCCCAACAACAACAACCAGCAACCCCUGAAGAAACCCAAAACUGCAGACGUGACUCUGAGCGCUCUGAAUGACUCGGACGUGAACAGUGACCUGGUCGACAUGGAGGGACUCGGAGACGGGUCCAAGUCCAAAAAACUGAACUUUGAUCAAGAUAACCUGAACCUGGACUCCUCACUCAUCAUGAACCCUGGAAAUCAUCAUCAAUAAAAACAGACUGAACGAUGGAAGACUCGAUGCAGCAGAGGAACUCCACAAGAUGAAAAACUCUUCAAACCUUCGAGGACGAGGAUUAAAAAUCAGAAACAUGAAACGUCUGUCAUGUUGUGUUAGUCUUAUUUUUGUAGGCGUUAAUCGGAAAUAAAAGGAUUAACGAGUGUA
This is a messenger RNA of Labrus bergylta (ballan wrasse), 2160 nucleotides long. RefSeq lists its product as uncharacterized. Gene Ontology annotation, cellular component: MLL1 complex; NURF complex. The record is from RefSeq and is a predicted model, not a curated record. Lineage: Eukaryota; Metazoa; Chordata; Actinopteri; Labriformes; Labridae.